Molecule: messenger RNA, 6307 nt
Organism: Oncorhynchus gorbuscha (pink salmon)
Lineage: Eukaryota; Metazoa; Chordata; Actinopteri; Salmoniformes; Salmonidae
Product: prolactin receptor-like
Exons: 9
Coding region: 615-2234 (539 amino acids)
Biological process (GO): cytokine-mediated signaling pathway
Cellular component (GO): external side of plasma membrane
Molecular function (GO): cytokine receptor activity; protein binding
Source: RefSeq, a predicted model, not a curated record
UGUGUGUGUGUGUGUGUGUGUGUGUGUGCGUGUGUGCGUGUGUGCAUCCGUCCGUCCGUGUGUGUGAAUAUACAUAUUCAAUUGGACAAAAAAUAUGUGCAUCGGAAUGCUAGUGUAUGUGUGUCAAUCUAUCUACCCACUUGAUAAGGAGGCCUACUCUGUCAGCAUCAGUGACCCCAAGUGCCUCUGUUAUGCCGAUCGAAUGCCUCCGUGCCUCUGUCUGCAUGCCUGUGUUAGUACGCUGCCCGGGGGGGCUGUCACCGUGCUAUGGGCUGUGGUUUCUCAGAAACCAGGUGGAUAGAGAAUGGGUCAAUCAGGAGCUCCAUGCUAGUACGUAGACACACACUUGUGUGCAGUCAGGAGAAGGCCAAAGAUAGCUGCGUGUAAUGUACCUCUCCAGACCUUCUUUGUCUGAGCUAACGACAGCUCAAGUGAAAAAGUCGGCCAUGACAGAGUAAUUUUGCCGGAUCCAAACAGACCUGAAGUGUGUGAAGAAUAGCUACUGGUCUACUGCAGGACUGAUGAGGCUGAUGUCCUGACUCGUUCUCUGUCAGUGAGGACCGAGGAGGAAAUGAUCAUUCAACCAAUGUGUAUCGUUGGAGAACAGCUGUGUGAUGCUGUGGCUGCUGGUCCUUGUCCUGCCCGGGGUAGCAUGCAGUGCCCUGACCCAGAACCUUCUACAGCCAGACAAUGACCACAGAGACGGUGCUGUUGCCGUGACGACCCGGCCCCACAUCUACUACUGCCGCUCGCCCAACAUGGAGGUCUUCACUUGCUGGUGGCAUCCCCUUGACAACAACUCCGAGAGUGACGACAACGUCACCUACAGCCUCACCUACUCCUUAGAAAAGGGGCCGAGGCGUGAGUGUCCAGACUAUGUAACGGGCGGCCCCAACAGUUGUCACUUUGACAGCGGCCACACGUCCAUCUGGACCAUAUACUGCAUGAAAGUGAUGGCCAGGACCUCCCACGGAGUGUUCAGCUCCAAGGACCACUGUCUGGACGUGGCUGAUAUAGUGGAGACAGAGGCUCCGGUUAACUUGACCUACACCCUGUUGAACGAGACGGAGGAGGAAGCUGGCCGCACCGCCAUGGUGUCCUGGGUUUACCCCAAUCCCUCCCACAUCCAGUACGGUUGGAUCACCCUGGUCUUCGAGCUGCAGUACCGACGCAUCGCCGAGCCCAACAACUGGAAGGUGAAGGGCUUGCUGAGAGAGCCUUGUCUGGAGCUGCUGGAUCUGCCGGUAGGAGAGUACAUUGUCAGGGUGAGAUGCCGUUCCCGCAACAACGGCCUCUGGAGCAAGUGGAGCACCCCUCUCCUACUCUGUGUCCCAGUCAAAUCUACCCCCGAUAAGCUGCUGGCUCUGCUUUUGGUGACCGGUGUUGGGGUCAUGUUGUUGCUAGUCAUCGGCUUUGGAAUUAUCCUACAGGGCAAGAGGAUAAAAGCAUUCCUUCUGCCUCCAAUUCCCAAACCACGCAUCAGAGGCAUCAAUCCCCUGCUUCUGAAGAAAGGGGGCUUUGAUGAGAUCAACCGUCAUUUCAUCUCCUUCCAUGGCUAUAAGCCCCCAAGCUACAGCAAGGAGGAGGUCUGGGAGCCUGUCACCAUGGACAGCAACCAAUCUCUCCAGGCUCCCCCGGGGGUCCUAGAUGUCUGGAAGGAGGAUUAUGAUAUGGCCAUCCACAGCCAACUACUGGUCCAGACAACCUCCAGCCACACCCCUUAUACACCAGUGCCCACCUCUUACACCCCAGUCCCCGCCCCUUACUGCCAGGCUCCAGUGGAAGCCUUCCCGACCUCGUGGGAAUGGCCAACAGCAAACCCCGACCAGCCGGAGCUUCUGGUCUUCCCGGGCACUGACUACAGCAUGAUGAUGAAUCCCACCCCCGUCCCGCCUACGGACCAGCAGGCCCCGCCCCCAUCAUCCACCCAGGACUUCUACACGUGCGUGAAAGUGCUGGGUGACAACGGACAAGUGCAUCUGGUGCCCUGCCUGCCCAACCACCUGAAACACAGCCCCUACAUACAGCUGGAGGAGGAGCUAGAGGAAGGAGGGCUGGAGAAGAGCAGCCAGUUAGAUGACUACCUAGCUAAGAAGAUGGAGGCAGUAGCCAACGGGAGUGCUCCGGGAGAGACAGUGGUAGAGACAGAGGUGGAGUCAGAGAGUGUGGAGCAGAGUGAAGUGGCUGUGCCUUUACUGCCUGGAACCACAGGCACACAGGGCAACAGGGUGUGACCAGUUAGCACACAUACUCACACACACACACACACACACACACACACACACACACACACACACACACACACACACACACACACACACACACACACACACACACACACACACACACACACACACACACACACACACACACACACACACACACACACACACAGCAACAGGAAUUACUCCAGGCUAAAAUGAGGAUGUUAACUCAUGGAUGGACCUUUGAAUAUACCUACUAAAUAUACUAACAUAUAGAUGUGUUUUUGUGAGUGCACCGGCCUGGGACAUGAGUCCUCUGUGUCUAUCCCCCCCUCCCCCUUGCCUGCCAAAUGACAGUGACACUGCUGGACAGACACUGCUGCCACCUCUAUUCACUGCUGCUAUGGCAGGGACCAUGUUCUGACUACAUUCUCUCUGCGGGGAAUCAGAGAUGCAGCAUUUGACUGUGAGCCGAGGUCGGGAUACAAGAUGGAUUCCUUUUGACGCAGAAAAUCUGACAAGAUGAAGAAAAAAAACUUGCAAAGUGUCUUGAACAAUAACAAUAGAUUCUCUGUAGAACUACAACUGUUGUUGUGUGGACUGAGUCACUGAAAGGUCAAGAUACUCACCUGUACUUCGGUCCAAUCUUGUUAGAUAAUAAUGCCUGCGUGAGUCACUGAAAGGUCAAUACACUCACCUGUACUUCGGUUCAAUAUUGUUAGAUAAUAAUGCCUGCGAACUCUCUUGUUGUUGGAUGUAGAAUUAAUGACCAACCACUCUGUGAAAGACGCUUCGAUUUUUAACAGUCAGGUUUUAGGGCUCUGUGUACUCAUUUAAUUGGAUUUAGGUGAAAAGUUUGACGAAUGCAAGAAUAGCAGUUGUACUUCACUGAGACCAGUCAUAGCCGUUCUGAGGCCCUGGCAGAAGUUAACCUGCAUUAAGAGAACAGUGAAGCACACCAAAGAUCUGAACACCCAGACCAAGAGAGCAGUACACUUCUUCAAAUAUAAAUGCAUUUUUAGAGAGAAAUGAUUGUAAUUAUUAGAAUGAAUGAAUUACAGAGGAAAUACGUUAAUAUAUCAAAUGCACUAUUGACGAGAAAUAUAACGAGGCAAUGUUAUAAUAAUAAUAAUGAUAACAGUAAAGUACACUUAGAAAGUGAACUGUCUGGGUUCAAUCCAUGAACUAAAUCCCAGAUUUAACUGUAUGCUUCAUACUCAGGAACUCAACCAAGCAAACAGUAGGAAGUCAACCCAGUAAAGGUGCAAUCUACUUUCAGUCCCGUGUGACGGCACGAACAUACAUACACUCAAAACUUCUUUUCCUUUUCUUUCAUUUUUGGUCAGAGAUUAAACUACAGAUUGCACUGUAUUCAAAACAAGUGAUGGUCAUUUUUGGUCAGAGAUGAAACUACAGAUUGCACUGUAUUCAAAACAAGUGAUGGUCAUUUUUAGUCAGAGAUGAAACUACAGAUUGCACUGUAUUCAAAACAAGUGAUGGUCAUUUUUGGUCAGAGAUGAAACUACAGAUUGCACUGUAUUCAAAACAAGUGAUGGUCAUUUUUGGUAACAUUUAUCAUUUUCAGUCUGUAAAACAGCCUUCACUAUGCAGUGCUACAUGUGCUCUGACUAUUAACUACAUGCUGGAUUUGAAAGCACUUAUUUACCAGAACAUAACACACACUCUCUCUCAGGGGAGAAAAUAGAGGAGGCUAAAGAAAAGAGCACUGUGAUCAUUUGAUUGAUUUUUACAUAAAUAAUAAUAAAUAAUAUAUGCCAUUUAGCAGACGCUUUUAUCCAAAGCGACUUACAGUCAUGUGUGCAUACAUUCUACGUAUGGGUGGUCCCGGGAAUCGAACCCACUACCCUGGCGUUACAAGCGCCAUGCUCUACCAACUGAGCUACAUAGAAAAUGAGGCGACCAGAUGAGUAGGGAGAAAACACAUCUUCUGAAGUGGACAAACGAGGUUAAAGUGUCUAAACUUAUGUACAGGAACAAACAAUGGUUAAAGUGUCUAAUGUUAUGUACAGGAACAAGACAUUUUCACCACACCCACGUACUUGAGUAGAUGUGUUUUUCACAGUGAUUUCUUCAUAAAAUCUUCUUUGACAAGCUUUCCUGGUGAAUAGGAGGGCAUGUAUGCUAUUUAGAAAAUGGAGGCUUUUAUAAUGACAAAAGUAAGACGCUCCCAGUUGCUAGGAAGAUAACCUUGAAGGUGUGUGGAUGGCAGUCUAAUAUUUUCAGAGGAUUUUUACACUAAAUAUAUGCAUUGUUUUCUGAAAGAAACAUGGAGAAACAAAUAAUAUGCAUCACCUGUUAAAUAAACCAGUCUCAGAGCAUUUGAGAUGUCGGGGUACAGUUUAAUUACAUCGGAAGCAGUUCAUUAGCCAUUUAACACACUGGAUAAUGAUGAUAACACACACAGUACGAGAUGAUGCAACGAGUAGCUUAAAUACUUUGUACUAAAACACUGUGUUCCUAUUACACUGGCCCUAUGGAUGGACCUUGGUUAGUCUGUUACACUGGCCCUAUGGAUGGACCUUGGUUAGUCUGUUACACUGGCCCUAUGGAUGGACCUUGGUUAGUCUGAAACACUGGCCCUAUGGAUGGACCUUGGUUAGUCUGAAACACUGGCCCUAUGGAUGGACCUUGGUUAGUCUGUUACACUGGCCCUGUGGAUGGACCUUGGUUAGUCUGUUACACUGGCCCUGUGGAUGGACCUUGGUUAGUCUGAAACACUGGCCCUAUGGAUGGACCUUGGUUAGUCUGUUACACUGGCCCUGUGGAUGGACCUUGGUUAGUCUGUUACACUGGCCCUAUGGAUGGACCUUGGUUAGUCUGAAACACUGGCCCUAUGGAUGGACCUUGGUUAGUCUGAAACACUGGCCCUAUGGAUGGACCUUGGUUAGUCUGUUACACUGGCCCUAUGGAUGGACCUUGGUUAGUCUGAAACACUGGCCCUAUGGAUGGACCUUGUUUAGUCUGUUACACUGGCCCUAUGGAUGGACCUUGGUUAGUCUGAAACACUGGCCCUGUAGAUGGACCUUGGUUAGUCUGUUACACUGGCCCUGUGGAUGGACCUUGGUUAGUCUGAAACACUGGCCCUAUGGAUGGACCUUGGUUAGUCUGAAACACUGGCCCUGUAGAUGGACCUUGUUUAGUCUGUUACACUGGCCCUAUGGAUGGACCUUGGUUAGUCUGAAACACUGGCCCUGUAGAUGGACCUUGGUUAGUCUGUUACACUGGCCCUGUGGAUGGACCUUGGUUAGUCUGUUACACUGGCCCUAUGGAUGGACCUUGGUUAGUCUGUUACACUGGCCCUAUGGAUGGACCUUGGUUAGUCUGUUACACUGGCCCUGUGGAUGGACCUUGGUUAGUCUGAAACACUGGCGCUGUGGAAGAACCUUGGUGAGUCUGUUUUACGUGUUGGCACAUUUUUCAGGUUUAAAUGACUGAUGUUUUUAAUGUCUCUUGCUUGGUUUUUCUCGCCCCUUGUCCCCCCCCCCUCUCUAUGAAGUCAGGUGGUUAGUCUGAUCCUUCCGCAGGUUCACCUACGGAAACCUUGUUACGACUUUUGCUUCCUCUAGAUAGUCAAGUUUGAUCGUCUUCUCGGAGCUCGUCUACUGACUACCUACUGACUACCAUCAGUCGUCCUGUACAGUGCUUUUCUCUGUGUUGUCAUACUGUUCUGUUCACUGUUGUACUCUGCUGUGCCGCUUCAAGUUUGUGCCUUGACUUGACUGUGUGGAACUCUCCUGUCCUUAUAAGUGCUCACACUGGUAGACUGAAAUUAUAUUUCUAACGAGAUAGACACACACACACACACACACACACACACACACACACACACACACACACACACACACACACACACACACACACACACACACACACACACACACACACACACACACACAAUAACACAGACAACAGCGGUAUUUGUGAAGGCCAUAUAGGACACGUAGAAGCAGUCAGGUCAAAUUGUUUCUGUUCUGUACAUUGGAUACGGUCGGGUGGGUGAGUUAUGUUGUUUGUUUUGGAAGCUAUGUCCCCUGCUGCAAGAUCUUUCCCAAGCAGUGAAUAAAGCCUACUGCUGACCUGUC